Lucilia cuprina (Australian sheep blowfly) is the source of this 2014-nucleotide messenger RNA. RefSeq names its product kunitz-type serine protease inhibitor LmKTT-1b. Bases 315 to 635 code for a protein of 106 amino acids. The transcript is spliced from 2 exons. NCBI's taxonomy places the organism in Eukaryota, Metazoa, Arthropoda, Insecta, Diptera, Calliphoridae. Gene Ontology annotation, molecular function: serine-type endopeptidase inhibitor activity. The record is from RefSeq and is a predicted model, not a curated record.
UUUGGCGUCAUACAAUUAACUUAAAACAAAUCAUGCAAAAUACCAGAAGAAAACUAAAUAUUGAAAAUUAAUAUUUCAUUACGGAAUAUUUGGUCGCAGAGAAUAGACGACAAAAAUAUACUGCAUAGACCAAAUUGUUUUGCGAAAUUUUUUCUUGUGUUUGCCGGUUCUCUUGAAAUAAUUGAAAUAUUAAAAGAAAAAAUUAAAAUAAAUAUUAUCUUUUAAUUGUGGUUUUAAAAUUUUUUUGUUAUUAAGUAAUAUUUCGCGUAAAAAGAAAAAUAUUUCUAACCCACCACUAUAAAAGUUUUUAAAUAAUGGCAAAAUUAAUGAAUAGUUUUUUAAUAAUUUGUUUAAUUUUCAACUUCAUAUUGUUGCUGCUUGUGCCAACCAUUGAGUGUUCCUCGUCAACGGCUUCCUCCAAGUCCGCAGUGCAGUGUAAAGAAUUGAAUCAAUGGAAUUGUUAUUCAUCUCGAAAUGAGGGAUACUUUUGCAACAGUAAAGAUCAAAGUACAACUGAAACUAGAUGGUUUUACGAUAAGGGACACUGUCGAAAAUUCGCCUAUAAAGGCUGCAAUGGCAAUCGUAAUCGUUUUUGUACCAAAGAAACCUGCAUGAAAAGAUGUCAAGGAGAAUAGAAUAUAAGAAUAAUAAAAUCUUUAAUAAUUCUAAAUAUAUACAUUUUUUAAUUUACAUAUUAUACACUUAAAUAUAAUGUAUAAGUAAACAUUUUGAAAAUGUUAAUAAAUUGUAUUUUAAGCUACAAAAAAAUAAUAAAACUAAAUAUAAAGGAACAAUUUAGUUUUGCCAUCAGCUUAUUUGCAAUUGAUGGUAGAAAAUCAUGACAAAAAUAUUUCCACUCCAUAAGGUUUUUAUCACUUUUAUGACAAUUUUGAAAAAAUAUGAAAAUCAUUUAAUAAAUGUGUGACAAAUUUUUUUACUAACAAAAACAACUAUGCAUAACAAAAAAAAUUAAUAAUAAGAAUAUAAAACAUAUUUUUUCUGUAUCUUAUGACACUUUUCCAACACUAAAGAAAUAAAUAGCAAAAAUCUGAAAAAAAACAUAAGAAUAUCAAAAUCUACUUUUACAAAUCAUCAUUCGAACAUUUGGCAUUUUAAAUGACACACAUUUUAACAUAAAAAAUUGUACUCGUACAAUUGUACUUCUACCCACUAUAAUACUCUUGGAUGAUGUGGCUCUUUGUGUCCACGUUUCUGGUGUUGUCUUCUUUUCUCUCCCCUGGUGUCUUUCUCUAUUGAUUGAACAACAAAUGUUGUCAUAUUUGAUUAUUUGAACUAAGAAUAGAUUUGUUUGUAGUUUGUUUGCUGUACUAUGUACCAUAUAAUAGAAAUACUAAAUGUUCAUACUAAAUCCAUGUCCCAUUAUCUAUCACAUCACAUAUGUUAAAGAAUGAAUUCAUUUUGAAAUUGUUUAUCAAAAUAUUAAUUAAAUUAAUUGAUAUCAGUUAAUGAUUUUGAAAAGAACCAAUGUAAAUGUAUUUAAAAUGGUAUACCUAGUAAUAAAACAUUAUUGUAUGAGAUAUACAUAGGUGAAAUCUUGCCGGAAGAUAUCCACAUUUGAUACAAAGUUACAAUUACAUUCCGCUGGCUCCUCCCCUUUUGUGGAACAGACAGACGUAUGGUAUUACAUACAUGGCGAAAAAAAAGAACAAUAAAAAUCGUCAACUAUUCUACCAAUUAACUACUAUUUUAUUUUAUCACAGCAUGUUCUUAUAUGGAUUUUUUGAAAUUACUACAAUAAUUGAGUUCUUUUAAGUAGAUUUUCACACUAAACAGGAAAAGAUUUUGUUAAUUUCGUUAAAAAAAACUAUAAGAAAAUUAUAUGAAGUGACGCAUUUAAGACCUUUUUUGACAUGAAAGAGUCAAUCACAUGAGUAUUCGUAAAUAUGUUUGAGCAGCAUUAGCCUGGCUUAAAAAAAUCUUAUUCUUUUAUACUGCAAUUCGACAAAUUUAAACUUUUUAGUAACUGAUUAGCUUAUUAAAACAAAAUUAAAAC